Molecule: messenger RNA, 1247 nt
Organism: Penicillium robsamsonii
Lineage: Eukaryota; Fungi; Ascomycota; Eurotiomycetes; Eurotiales; Aspergillaceae
Product: acyl-CoA-binding domain-containing protein
Exons: 4
Coding region: 69-1247 (392 amino acids)
Biological process (GO): fatty acid metabolic process
Molecular function (GO): fatty-acyl-CoA binding
Source: RefSeq, a predicted model, not a curated record
GAGGACCCGCGCAAGCCGAUGCCCAACCCCGCUCCCAUGAAGACAGGGCAAAGACCGCUUAUCGCGUCAUGUCGGACUCUGUAGAUCGAGUCUUUGUUCAUGCCCUCAAUACCGUUAAGAGGAUUCCCCGGACCGGCACUGCGCGACCUCCCGCUGCCGAGCGGUUGGCACUAUAUGGCUUGUAUAAGCAGAGUAUGGAGGGGGAUGUGGAAGGUGUAAUGGAUCGACCGAUCGGGAAUACGUCGGAGGUGCACGCGGAGUGCGAGAAAUGGGAUGCAUGGUACGCGCAACGCGACAUGUCGCGUACCGAAGCCAAACGCCGAUACAUCUCGACCCUAAUUGACACUAUGCACGAAUACGCCUCCCAGACCCCCGAAGCGUGCGAGUUAGUCGCGGAACUCGAGUUCGUCUGGGACCAGAUCAAGUACAAUGCAGCCUCAUCGUCCGAUUCCCCACUGAAUACCGUCGGCGUCCCACCCUUAUCGCGCAGUGCGUACGGGAGUAUUGGGGGUCGGUUAGCGAAAUCAGAGGAAUAUGAUCGUCCCAGUCGACGGGUUGAUAACAGUCGACGGGAUCGGGAUUCUCGGUUACGGGUUCUUAGUCCUGUGAGUCAACCGGAGGAGGAGGAAUAUUACCGGCGGCAGAGGGGGGAUCUAGAAAACGGCGAGGGUGGAGAUCGACAUAAUGAGGACGAGGAUGAGGAUGAUGAGGAGUUUGAGGAAGCUCGUGAUAGCUUAUACGAAGAACGAGAUCAAGACGACCACCACACCGAUGACCCGGAUACUAGCUCCAACACACAUACAAAUACCGAGGCCUCCUCACAUCAUCCCAGACAUCGUCGCAAUCCUGCCUCUGGUAUUAGUACAAACAGCAGUGGGACUGGUCUCCCGCGUCGAGAUUCCCAUUCCCAUUCCGAACCACCGAAAGACAGUCGCUGGCGCCGUCGUGUCGAGCAGGCCUUGACAAAAAUGACGGCGGAGAUUGCUGCUGUGCGCGAGCAGAUGGAAGCUCGAUCUGUUGCGCAGCGUCGUCGGUCUGGUUUCUGGGCGUGGCUGAAGUGGAUGAUUUGGGUUGCUGUGCGGCAGAUCUUGUUUGAUAUUGCUAUGCUGGGCAUGCUCCUUAUCUGGAUGCGGUUGAGAGGUGAUCGCCGUGUUGAGCAGCGUCUUAAGACGGGCUGGGCGGCUGUUAAGGCGAGACUUGCGAAGUUUAAGCGAUUGAAGGUCGUGGAUAUGCCUAUCUUGCCGUAA